Sabethes cyaneus is the source of this 1564-nucleotide messenger RNA. RefSeq names its product venom serine carboxypeptidase. The record is from RefSeq and is a predicted model, not a curated record. The coding region runs from base 82 to 1533 and encodes 483 amino acids. The transcript has a single exon. Lineage: Eukaryota; Metazoa; Arthropoda; Insecta; Diptera; Culicidae. Gene Ontology annotation, biological process: proteolysis. Gene Ontology annotation, molecular function: serine-type carboxypeptidase activity.
UCUCUCGAUAGAUCUUUAACAAGAAGUAAUUUGAUUAUCGCUUGUUGUGCUCAGCCUCAAUAACAAGUAACUUUAAAGAGGAUGAUUGUGCAGCUGGCGUUUUCCCUGCUACUUGCGGGAACCGCCUACGGGCGACUGUUCGUGAAUCCUUACCCCAGUCUGCAAGGUGUACGCCGGCUCAAUUUCGGCGACGAUAAAGACUUCGGUCAGCCACUGUUUCUAACGCCGUUCAUUAAAAAUGGUUCCACCGAAGCCGGACGGCAAGCGGCGAAGGUGGUCAACGGUAGUUUUCCGUCCGAUGUUGAGAGCUAUUCCGGUUAUUUUACGGUGAACGAGACGUACAACUCUAAUCUGUUUUUCUGGUAUUUUGCGGCGCACAAUGAGGCUCAGAAUGAUGCACCUGUAGUGUUGUGGCUGCAGGGUGGACCCGGAGCCUCGUCGCUGUACGGUUUAUUUACUGAAAACGGUCCCUUUUCGGUUGGAUCAGACAUGAAACUGGUCCCACGAAAAUUUUCCUGGCAUUUGAAUCAUCAUCUGAUUUACAUUGAUAAUCCCGUUGGAGCCGGGUUCAGUUUUACUGAUCACGACGAAGGUUACAGUGUAAAUGAGGAGCAAGUGGGAGCUAAUCUACACAAUGCACUGAUGCAGUUCUUCCAACUAUUUCCAAACCUCCAAAGCCACAACUUCUUCGUUACAGGCGAAUCUUAUGCUGGCAAAUAUGUGCCAGCCGUAGCACAUACGAUUCAUCGUCAAAACGACAAUUCUAAAGUUAAAAUCAAUCUUAAAGGACUAGCCAUCGGUAACGGGCUGUGUGACCCGUUCCACCAGUUGUACUAUGGAGAUUACCUGUAUCAGCUUGGACUUAUUGAUGCCAAUGCAAGAGACCAAUUCCACGAGUACGAAAAGAAGGGCCGGGAUUGUAUCAGUAAAAACGACUUCGACUGUGCGUUCGAGGUUUUCGAUGAGUUAAUCAAUGGAGAUCAAACCGCGAGCGGUUCGCUGUUCAAAAACGUGUCCGGCUUCGAAACCUACUUCAAUUAUCUGGAAACAAAACCCGACAAGAAAGAUCAAUAUAUGGGCGAAUUCUUGCAGCUGCCGGAAACGCGGCGGGCGAUCCAUGUUGGAAACAACUCCUUCCACGAUUUGGACAGUGAAAACAAGGUCGAACAACAUCUGAAGCAGGAUGUGAUGAAAUCGGUCGUCCCGUAUCUGCAAGAACUGCUGACGAAGUAUCGCGUUGCCAUCUACAAUGGACAGCUGGACAUUAUCGUGGCCUAUCCGUUGACGGUGAACUUCUUGCAUCAUCUAAGUUUUCCGGGUCACGAGCAAUACCUGAAGGCACCACGAUACAUCUGGAAAGUCGACGGCGAAAUUGCCGGCUAUGCUAAGGAAGCGGGAAACCUGGUGGAAGUGCUGGUACGUAACGCGGGCCACAUGGUACCGAAGGAUCAGCCCAAGUGGGCUCUGGAUCUGAUCAUGAGACUGACGCACGGUAAGGGAUUCGCUAGGAGAGUUGCAAAACGAGGGCACUAAUAAUAACCAAUUCCAGAGAUUAAAUAAUACU